Cetraspora pellucida is the source of this 336-nucleotide messenger RNA. NCBI's taxonomy places the organism in Eukaryota, Fungi, Glomeromycota, Glomeromycetes, Diversisporales, Gigasporaceae. The record is from the annotation of a GenBank genome assembly.
AUGAUUCGUUCAAGAUUUAUAUCCUCUAUCACAACACAACAAACUGAUGAUGGUCCGUUACUUUAUUUACUAAUCUUUUUCAUGGUGCUCAUAUUUUUUAGUGGUAUAUGUUGGAUAUUUUGUUGUGGCACUUGCGUUGGUAGGGAUUUAUUAAAGUUUUGUUGCAGAACUACUUGGCUUUUCCCUAAAAUUAGACAUAAUAAACGAAAAAAAAAUCGUCUCAGAUCGGGUGGGAUAAGAGGUGGUAACAAUUCUAAAAAUGACAGAUCUCCUUUGGAUGAUGAGGAAUGGGAAAUGUUGGAAGAUGGUGAACUUUUUAGAGAUGUAGAUGUUUAA